CCAUUUUUUCGAUACGUGCCAUCAGUCGCGAUUCCACGAUUUCUCUUUGCCCCGAUGCGCACGAUCCUCUCCCCGACUUUUCUCCAAGAUAGAUAGAUCUCGAGAAGAAGAAGAAGAAGAAGGAAUUUGUUAUUGGAAAUGACGCGUCAACGCGUUCCGUCGUACGAACUCGCGCGGACCGAAUUGAGCAUCGAUUGAGCGUGUCGCGUAGAAGAUACAUCAUCGAGCGAAAAUUCGAGAUAAUCCAAAAUGUUGUUCCUGUUGUCGAGAAGAUCGUUCUAUCCGUUGCUCCUGUUUAUAGGGGCCAACCUGGUGAUUUCGAUGCCCGCUCCUCCGUCCUCGAGGCGAUCGUCCGAGGACGACGAAGCUGGCUUCUCCGAUGUGCCGAAAAUUCUGGAGAUUCAAUUACCUUUGAGGAUCGCAACGAAGGAGGACCUGGUCGCGUGGGCCAGGUACGUGAUGGGUUUGAUGGCGUCCCGAAUAAACAUCACUCUGACCACGGUGAAAGAGUCGAGAAUGGUCGGAGAGACGGAGAAAAUGUCGAAACGAAUUCAACAGAGCCUCCCCGUUACAAAUUCGGGGUAUCGGUAUUUCGAUGGACCCAGCAUCGAUGGAUAUUUCGCGAAGAGUUUCGAGAACACGAGGUACGCGGAGAACGUAAGGAACGUAGCGAGCGUCGUCGAUCGAGAGAAGAUACCAGUCAGGAUCGUGGAAAACGGAGAAUUGUCGAGAGAGAAGGCGUAUCCCCAGUUGCCAACGAUGGUCGAUGGUAGGAGUUCGUUCAACGAUCGACAACCGAUUUUCCGACCGAUUUUCGACGGCACGAUCCCUCUCGAUGCACCAAGCAUCCCAAAGCCUGGUGGAAUCAAGGAACCGGACGCGAAGGAUUCGUUCGACGCGAAAUCUUUCUCGAAAACGGGAGAUCGACAGUUGUUCGUCCCCCAAUUUCCCAACUUUGGGCCGGCGAUCGAGCUUCGGCCGAACGACAUCUUUCCGGACACGAACUCGGUCUCGCCUCCUACCAGAGCUUAUCUGCCAGCGACCACGACCACAGCCCUCACCUCCGACAAUCUCGAGUUUCCGUUCGUCGCCAGAUAUCUGUUCGACAAUGUCGAGGGGAACGUUUCUAGCAACGUCGAUCCUCCGCUCUUCGCCGGGGACGAGAUCGCCUCCCCGAGAAACGUCCCUCUCGUUCCGUCUCGGAACGCGAGCUCCGUCACGUCUCUUCCGUUCAAGGUUCCCUUCGAGGCGGUGAUCACGUUCGAAACACCGAGAAACACCGAGGGUGGCAAGUAUUCCGUUGCACCGAGCAAGGACGACUCUCCCCCCGGGGAUCGAUUUCCACCUUACUUCGACACCUCGAGUCACGCUUCGACCAACGAAUCCGGCCAACGGAUCAACGUUGUGCUCGACGAAGGCCAGCCGAUUGAGGCAGGGAGGGAGGAGAGGAAGAAGCAAGAGAAGAAGAAAGAAGAGGAAAAAUCGAAGAGGCGGAAAUCGGAGAAGAAUCGGGCGGCGUCCCUCGCUCGGUUGAUCGAGUCGCUCGUCGCGCUUAGAAGCAGGAAUGGCACCCUUGCGACCAAUCUUGUACCCCCUGUUCCGUUGAGAGAGCAAGCUUCCACGCAGAGGAGUCCAGAGCGUGAGAGAGCACCGCCAUCGACGAGGACGCAGCUUUAUUCGACGGAGAAUCCAGUUUCUGCGCUCAGACAAGGAAGACGUAAUCAGACGUCUGUGGCGCAACAACAAAUCGAGAGCGAUAAGGAAGGAAGGAGCAACGAGGUUAGCGAGGAGAGCAAGGAAGAGGUCGAGGGAGGAACCGAGAACAAGUCCAACGACGAAAAUGCUUCCAGCGAAGAAAAUUCGGACGAGGACGAGAAAGGAGGCGGUCCUAUCAACGCUAUCCUCGAUCUCCUUCAACUCGCCGCGCCAAUUCUGAAAGAUCUGAGCGACCCUGAAUCCGAAACCGAAAUUACCGAUGUGCUCGAAGUAGCGAUUCCGUUGCUUCAAGACUUGUCGCAAGGAGACGACGAAACGCCAGGUGUCGACUUUCCAGGAUUAUUGGUCCCGAUUUUGUUGCAAAUUAGCGGAGAGGACGGGCAGAGGGAUUCAGCCGCCAUUUUGACACCGUUGCUUCAACUAAGCGCGCCGCUCAUAGGACCCCUCGUUGGUCCGUUGGUCGUGCCGUUGAGCCGCCAGAGCAGCCAGCCUCCGGGUCAAGGAUCGUCGAUCAGCAACUUGAUCAAGGGUUUCUUGGCUCCGUUGCUCGAGCCAAUCGGCCCGUAUGGAAAGAUGACGCAACUUUCGAACCUGAUCGCCGGAAUCGUCUCUAGUCUUAGCAAAAAUUCAGGGGCUGGUGGCGCGUCAGACUUGACGAGCCUCGUGAAAGCUGUGGUCGCAGGAUCGGUGGCAGGAACGAGCGCCGGCUCGAGCGGGAACAAAGACUCUUACGGAGGCCAGGCUGCGUACGGUGCAGGCAAUUCUUAUAACGCUUAUCUUAAUGCACCGUCGAAGAACACCUCGCUCGGCUCCUCCAUCAAUGACAUCCUUAACGCGAUAUUAAAAGUGGUCGCCUCGUUGGUGAACGCCAUUUCUGCAAUUCUGGCCACCUCGUCGAACAGCUCGAACGAGCAGCAACCCCACGCCUAUCCCCCCAAACCCUAUGCCAGACCCUCUAUGAUGAUCCGUCCAGCCGAUUAUGUUAGCAUAACCACCAGUAAACCGGAACGUUUAGUAAGAGUGUAAACGAAACAUCCUU
Molecule: messenger RNA, 2755 nt
Organism: Apis florea (little honeybee)
Lineage: Eukaryota; Metazoa; Arthropoda; Insecta; Hymenoptera; Apidae
Source: RefSeq, a predicted model, not a curated record